UCUGAGUGGUCUACGUAUCCAGUUUGUUAUUUGUUGUGGACCUGGUUACCGAAUUACGGUCAUCGACAAAAUGAAGUUAGCAAUUUUGCUGGUUGUCGGCGUUAUCGCCAAAGUAUACGGCGAUGAACCUGAACCUAUUGUGGGUGGCAACACGGCAUCGCCUGGACAGUUUCCAUAUCAAAUCUCCCUUCAGAGCAGCGGCGAUCAUAUUUGCGGAGGAUCUAUUAUUAGUAGCACACAUAUCCUCACUGCUGCUCAUUGUAUACCGCCCCAAAGUCAUUGGAAAUACUUGACUAUUGUAACCGGAACAAACAGCGCACAAAGUGGUGGUCAAAAACACCAAAUCAAGUGCAUUCAAAUGCAUCCAGGGUUCAGCAUGACCCACUUUCAGGACGAUAUCGCUUUGAUCACUUUGACACAACCGAUUACCUUGAACAAUAUACAAACUGCAAUUCCUCUAGCGAGUAAAGAUUAUGCCGAUGGUCAAAAUACUGCUAUAGUAAGCGGAUGGGGAAAGACCAGCGUAAACUCAGGCGUUUCGUCAACGCUUCAAUGGCUUCAAGUGAGACUGUUGAGCCCUUCUGAGUGCCAAACAGCGCAUUCAGACAUUACUGCUAAACAGAUAUGUACUUUGAACAGCUAUGGAAAAGGUGCUUGCCAAGGUGACAGCGGCGGUCCUCUCGUUUGCAACGGUCAACUUGUUGGUGUUGUUUCCUGGGGCAUUCCAUGUGCUCUGGGUCAACCUGAUGUAUUCAUUGGUGUCUACCACUAUCGGGACUGGAUUAGCCAAAGUCAAAAGAAGUGCACUGUUGUGACUGGAACAAACCACAUUAGCAGUGGCGGUCAAGAACACCGCAUCAAAAGCAUUCAAGUGCAUCCACAGUACGACACGCGUACCAAUAGGAACGAUAUAGCUGUGAUCACUUUGGAACAACUGAUGACCUUCAACCAGGUACAAAAACCAAUUCCUCUAGCGAAUGCAGAUAAUGCUGAUGGCCGAACUCGUUGUGUACUAAGCGGAUGGGGACAGCUCGGUGCAAGACAAGGCCCGCCGACAUAUCUACAAUAUGUCGAGUUGACCACGACGACCCUUAGUGAUUGCCGCAGAGUGCAUUCAAAUGUCUUUGAGAAACAGCUAUGUUGCUUUGAGAAACAUGGAAUAGGUGCCUGUAUGGGUGACAGCGGCGGUCCUCUCGUUUGCAACGGUCGACUUGCUGGUAUCGUCUCCUGGGGCAUUCCCUGUGGUGUCGGUUAUCCUGAUGUAUUCACUAAAGCUUACCAUUAUCAGGACUGGAUUAGCCAAUGUCAAAAGAUGAUGACAGCGAAAAUCCUCUUAUUGUCAACGAAGGAGCCACGUGGUGUCGUCUCUUGGAUUUCACCCUGCGUUUGCAAUUUUUUUGUGGACUUGAUUACCGAAUUACGAAUCGAGAUGACGAAAUUAGCAAUUUUGCUGGUUGUCGGCGUUAUCGCCAAGGUAUACGGCGAUGAACCUGAACCUAUUGUGGGUGGCAACACGGCAUCGCCUGGACAAUUUCCACAUCAAAUCUCCCUUCGGCAAAAUGGCUACCAUAUUUGCGGAGGAACUAUUAUUGACGAGAGAACUGUCAUCACUGCUGCUCAUUGUAUACCGCCUCAGAAUCAGCAGAGUACCAUGACUGUUGUGACUGGAACAAACCACAUUCUAAGUGGCGGUCAAGUUCACCACAUUAAAUGCAUUCAAACGCAUCCACAGUACGACAGUAACAGUUGGAACGAUAUAGCUGUGAUCACUUUGACACAACCGAUAACCUUCAACAAUCUACAACGUCCAAUUUCUCUAGCGAGUGCAGAUUAUGCUAAUGGCCGAACUCGUUGUAUAGUAAGCGGAUGGGGACAGCUCGGUGCAAACCGAAGCCCGCCGACAUUGUUACAAUAUGUCGAGUUGACCGCGAUGACUCUUAAUGACUGCCGCAAAACGCAUUCAAACACUUUUGAGAAACAGCUAUGUUGCUUUGACAGCUAUGGAAAAGGUGCCUGUAUGGGUGAUAGCGGCGGUCCUCUCAUUUGCAAUAAUGAACUUGCUGGUGUCGUCUCCUGGGGCAUUCCCUGUGGUGUCGGUUAUCCUGAUGUAUUCACUAAUGUUUACCAUUUCCAGUCCUGGAUUAAGCAAUGUCAACGGAUGUGCUGAUCACUUGAAUAAUCGUAUGCCUGACUGACCAUCUAUAUUUCAGGGAUUAUCCAGAAUUUUUAAUUACAACGUGUGAAUCGCGUUGCUAACGUAAUUAAUUUGUAGAUAUAGAAAUUAUAUAAAAGUAUAAAGUAAACAAUAAAAAAAUA
Messenger RNA from Odontomachus brunneus, 2316 nucleotides. Its product is annotated as transmembrane protease serine 9-like. Bases 71 to 2167 code for a protein of 698 amino acids. Gene Ontology annotation, molecular function: serine-type endopeptidase activity. Lineage: Eukaryota; Metazoa; Arthropoda; Insecta; Hymenoptera; Formicidae. Gene Ontology annotation, biological process: proteolysis. The transcript has 14 exons. The record is from RefSeq and is a predicted model, not a curated record.